Cucurbita maxima (winter squash) is the source of this 650-nucleotide messenger RNA. Its product is annotated as universal stress protein PHOS32-like. Bases 123 to 629 code for a protein of 168 amino acids. The record is from RefSeq and is a predicted model, not a curated record. NCBI's taxonomy places the organism in Eukaryota, Viridiplantae, Streptophyta, Magnoliopsida, Cucurbitales, Cucurbitaceae. The transcript is spliced from 4 exons.
AAAUAUCGCCAGUGGCUCGGACUUCCCGGUCACCAAACUGUCUGCGACGCUUCCAGAACUGGGAAUUUGCAACCGUUUUUUCGAGAUUUGUUAUCGGCCGUCGGAUUAUCAUCGGAUCUCAGAUGGGUGACGUGUCAGAACGUGAGAGAAAGAUCCUUGUGGCCGUCGACGAGGGCGAGGAGAGCUUGUACGCGCUCUCUUGGUGUUUGAGGAAUGUAAUUUCUCAAAAUUCCAAAGAUACCCUUAUCCUCCUCUACGCUCGGCCACCCCGCCCGAUUUACACCGCCAUGGAUGGCACUGGGUAUUUGUUUUCAGCGGAUAUUAUGGCCACGAUGGAGAGGCAUAGUCGUGACGUGGCGGCGGCCAUUGUGGCGAAGGCCAAGAAGCUAUGCAAGGAUCUAAAUAAUGUGAAGGUGGAGACAAGAGUGGAAAGUGGAGAUGCAAGGGACGUAAUAUGUGAGAUGGUGGAGAAAUUGGGUGCUGACGUGUUGGUCAUGGGUUGCCAUGGCUAUGGUCCAAUCAAAAGGGCAUUGAUUGGUAGUGUGAGCAACCAUUGUGCAAAGAUUGUGAAGUGCCCCAUUUUAAUUGUAAAGAAGCCCAAAGACUCAGCUGCUCAGCUCAGUAAAUAAAAAUGUUUCCAUUUUUUUUUA